Messenger RNA from Vidua chalybeata, 2804 nucleotides. It is a transcript of the gene SMC1A, whose product is annotated as structural maintenance of chromosomes 1A. The transcript has 15 exons. Gene Ontology annotation, molecular function: DNA binding; ATP hydrolysis activity; ATP binding. Lineage: Eukaryota; Metazoa; Chordata; Aves; Passeriformes; Viduidae. Gene Ontology annotation, biological process: sister chromatid cohesion. The record is from RefSeq and is a predicted model, not a curated record. Gene Ontology annotation, cellular component: chromosome; cohesin complex; nucleus. The coding region runs from base 363 to 2804 and encodes 813 amino acids.
CCCGUCCGGACUUGGUACGUUCCAUGCAAAUGCGCCCGCUCGCGCCACCACUCCUGCGUUCAAACUGGCAACCAAUGGGAAGCGAGAAGGCGGGGUUACGGCGAUGAUUGACAGCGACCUGAGCCUAUCGCGAGGCGUGGCGCCGCGGAGCCGCCGCGGGGAACCGCCGGCCUAUCAGAGGCGAGGAGGCGGGGUUACGGCGAAGAUUGACAGCGCCCGGAGCCAAUCGCGAGGCGCAGCGGCCCGUCCCUCAGCGGCCGCCACAGCCGCCGCUUUCCCGCCCUCCGGCCGCGGCCUCGGCCCGAGACCCCCGGGACCCCCUGAGCCCCCCGGGACCCUCCCGGGACCCUCCCGGCCCCACCAUGGGCUUCCUGAAGCUCAUCGAGAUCGAGAACUUCAAGUCGUACAAGGGCCGCCAGAUCAUCGGGCCCUUCCGCCGCUUCACCGCCAUCAUCGGCCCCAAUGGCUCCGGCAAAUCCAACCUGAUGGACGCCAUCAGCUUCGUGCUGGGCGAGAAGACGAGCAACCUGCGCGUGAAGACGCUGCGGGACCUGAUCCACGGCGCGCCCGUGGGCAAGCCGGCCGCCAGCCGCGCCUUCGUCAGCAUGGUGUACUCGGAGGAGGGCGCCGAGGACCGCACCUUCGCCCGCGUCAUCGUCGGCAGCUCCUCCGAGUACAAGAUCAACAACAGGGUGGUGCAGCUGAGCGAGUACAGCGAGGAGCUGGAGAAGCUGGGGAUCCUCAUCAAGGCCAGGAACUUCCUCGUCUUCCAGGGAGCAGUGGAGUCGAUCGCCAUGAAGAACCCCAAGGAGCGCACGGCGCUCUUUGAGGAGAUCAGCCGCUCGGGCGAGCUGGCCCCCGAGUACGACAAGCGCAAGAAGGAGAUGGUCAAGGCCGAGGAGGACACGCAGUUCAACUACCACCGCAAGAAGAACAUCGCCGCCGAGCGCAAGGAGGCCAAGCAGGAGAAGGAGGAGGCUGACCGGUACCAGCGGCUCAAGGACGAGGUGGUUCGAGCCCAGGUGCAGCUGCAGCUCUUCAAACUCUUCCACAACGAGGCCGAGAUCGAGAAGCUCAACAAGGAGCUGGGCCUGAAGAACCGCGAGAUCGACAAGGACAAGAAGAGGAUGGACAGGGUGGAGGACGAGCUCAAGGACCGCAAGAAGGAGCUGGGCAAGAUGAUGAGGGAGCAGCAGCAGAUCGAGAAGGAGAUCAAGGAGAAGGACGCGGAGCUGAACCAGAAGCGGCCGCAGUACAUCAAGGCCAAGGAGAACACGGCGCACAAGAUCAAGAAGCUGGAGGCGGCGCGGAAGUCGCUGCAGAACGCCCAGAAGCAGUACAAGAAACGCAAGGGCGACAUGGACGAGCUGGAGAAGGAAAUGCUCUCCGUGGAGAAAUCCCGGCAGGAGUUCGAGGAGCGCAUGGAGGAGGAGAGCCAGAGCCAGGGACGGGACCUGACCCUGGAGGAGAACCAGGUGAAGAAGUACCACCGGCUGAAGGAGGAGGCCAGCAAGCGCGCGGCCACGCUGGCCCAGGAGCUCGAGAAGUUCAACCGCGACCAAAAAGCCGACCAGGACCGGCUGGACCUGGAGGAGAGGAAGAAGGUGGAGACCGAGGCCAAGAUCAAGCAGAAGCUGCGGGAGAUCGAGGAGAACCAGAAACGCAUCGAGAAGCUCGAGGAGUACAUCGCCACCAGCAAACAGUCCCUGGAGGAGCAGAAGCGCCUCGAGGGCGAGCUGACCGAGGAGGUGGAGCUGGCCAAGCGCCGAAUCGACGAGAUCAACAAGGAGCUGAACCAGGUGAUGGAGCAGCUCGGGGACGCUCGCAUCGACCGCCAGGAGAGCAGCCGGCAGCAGCGCAAGGCCGAGAUCAUGGACAGCAUCAAACGCCUCUACCCCGGCUCCGUGUACGGGCGCCUCAUCGACCUGUGCCAGCCCACGCAGAAGAAGUACCAGAUCGCCGUGACCAAGGUGCUGGGCAAGAACAUGGACGCCAUCAUCGUGGACUCGGAGAAGACGGGCAGGGAUUGCAUCCAGUACAUCAAGGAGCAGCGCGGCGAGCCCGAGACCUUCCUGCCCCUCGACUACCUCGAGGUGAAGCCCACGGACGAGAAGCUGCGGGAGCUGCGCGGGGCCAAGCUGGUGAUCGACGUGAUCCGCUACGAGCCGCCGCACAUCAAGAAGGCGCUGCAGUUCGCCUGCGGCAACGCGCUCGUCUGCGACAACGUGGAGGACGCCCGCAGGAUCGCCUUCGGCGGCCACCAGAGGCACAAGACGGUGGCCCUCGACGGGACGCUGUUCCAGAAGUCGGGCGUGAUCUCGGGCGGCGCCAGCGACCUCAAGGCCAAAGCGCGGCGCUGGGACGAGAAGGCCGUGGACAAGCUCAAGGAGAAGAAGGAGCGGCUGACCGAGGAGCUCAAGGAGCAGAUGAAGGCCAAGCGCAAGGAGGCCGAGCUGCGGCAGGUGCAGUCGCAGGCGCACGGGCUCCAGAUGCGCCUCAAGUACUCCCAGAGCGACCUGGAGCAGACCAAGACGCGGCACCUGGCCCUCAACCUGCAGGAGAAGUCCAAGCUGGAGAGCGAGCUGGCCAACUUUGGGCCGCGCAUCAACGACAUCAAACGAAUCAUCCAGGGCCGGGAGCGGGAGAUGAAGGACCUGAAGGAGAAAAUGAACCAGGUGGAGGACGAGGUUUUCGAGGAGUUCUGCCGGGAAAUCGGGGUCAGGAACAUUCGGGAAUUCGAGGAGGAGAAGGUGAAGAGGCAGAACGAGAUCGCCAAGAAAAGGUCAGGGCACCCCAAAAAAUGA